Enterobius vermicularis (human pinworm) is the source of this 465-nucleotide messenger RNA. The record is from the annotation of a GenBank genome assembly. NCBI's taxonomy places the organism in Eukaryota, Metazoa, Nematoda, Chromadorea, Rhabditida, Oxyuridae.
AUGUCAAGAAGUUGUUUGACUGGGUGGACAAUGAUAGACGAAAUGUGUCUUCUUCAGAGCACUAGGUGUUUGGAUUAUGAUAGAGCAGCUGACUUUUGUGAAGAUAACGGUGGUAAGCUACCGUCAGUACUCAGCAAAAGAGAGAACGAUAUAAUGUUUCAUUUUUCGAAGCAUGGCUUUUGGACUGGUUAUGAAAAGAUUAAUGGAAGUUGGCAGUGGUUAGAUGGAAAUAAAUCCAAUUUCACUUUUUGGGGAGUUGGACAUCCGCGCAACAAUCGGGCACAUGUCAUGGUAAAUGAAACUGGUGAAUGGAUAUCAGUAGAUAACGGAAAAUGUGCAUAUGCUGUAUGCACUAAUAGAGGAAUAAACCCCUUUAAUGCCUCAACUGAAGCGCGUAAAGGCGAUUUAAUGCAUCAUAACAGUUCAAAAAAUCUUUUGAGCGCACAUUCUCGUUUGGAAUUCUAA